CUCCCCUCCCCUCACUUCACCUCUCUGCAGAAUCGCUUUCAUCCCCCCGCAAAGCCAUCCUUUCCCACCCGUGCCUCAAUUUCCAAGUCCCAAUCCCAAUCAAUCAAAAACCCCCCGCGCGCGUUGCCUUAAAACCAGCGCCGUCUCAUGCAAAACUCCGAAGCGAUCUUCCGAGAGCUACAGCUACCUGAUCAAUCAGGCGUUCAAUCGACCCCCGACGCAAGGAAACCACGCCAUGUCGACGACGGCGCCCGCGCACUACGGCGGCGCGCGGCACCGGACGUGCCGCAUGUACUGGUGCUACCAGUGCGGCCGCGCGCUCCGCAUCAUCUCCUACCCGUCCACCGACGUCUUCUGCCCGCGAUGCUUCGGCCGCUUCCUCCACGAGAUCGACGCGCCGCCGCGCCCCGCUUUCCCGCCGCCGCCGCCGCACUUCCUCCCGAACCCGUUCCACCCGCAGCACCAGUACGACGGCCGCCCGCGACGCUGGGUCAUAUACGGCGGGGAGCCGACAACAACUGUACCAGGCCGCGCGUUCCGGCAGCCUGCACCGGCGCCGCCUCGGCGGCGCGUGCCCUCCCCUCCGCCGCCGCCGCCGGUGCCGCGGCGGCCGUCCACGCCCCCGGCCAUCGACCCGGGGAACUACUUCACGGGUCCCAACCUGAACAACCUCAUCGAGGAGAUCACCCAGAACGACCGCCCGGGCCCUGCGCCGGCGCCGUCAUCGGCCAUCGACUCGCUCCCGACGGUGCGGAUCACAGCGGCGCACCUGUCGGACGGCCCGCAGUGCCCCGUGUGCAAGGAGGACUUCGAGCUCGGGGAGGCCGCGCGGCAGCUGCCGUGCAAGCACGCGUACCACUCCGACUGCAUCGUGCCGUGGCUCCGCCUCCACAACUCCUGCCCGGUCUGCAGGUACCAGCUGCCCGGCGCAGGCGGGGGGUCCAACGGCGGCGGCCAGGCCGCGCCUCGCGGCGGCAACAGGAACAGGGAGCAGCGGGACAGAGAGCCCCCGACGAUGGUGAGGUGGGGCCCGUUCUCGUGGCUGUGGCCGCCGCGCGGGCUGGACGACCCCGACGACGACGCGUGGGAGCACGGGCGCCGCCGCAGGCAGCACGACGUGGCCGACGCCGGCGCAUUCUACGCUUGGUGGCGCUCUCUGUUUCUCAUCUAACUGCUACCGUGGCGUGGAGACGCUAUCGUAUCCCAGUUAACCCUGGAGCUGUUCUGCCAGUUCAAUGUGAAUUGUGGAAGUCUGCUGUGGAGAUGUAGACAGAAAGGAGCCCGCUGUAAAAGGCUUGUAAUUUACGCAUAGUUAAAGGAGCAUGCCAAAUUCAAGGCAGGCUCAGUGAAUGGUGUGUCAUGGUAACUUUAAGGUGUUUGGUUGGCAAAAUGUAAUGCAAUCGGUUUACGGAUGCUAAUGAAUUACAUUAUAGCUA
Molecule: messenger RNA, 1436 nt
Organism: Setaria italica (foxtail millet)
Lineage: Eukaryota; Viridiplantae; Streptophyta; Magnoliopsida; Poales; Poaceae
Product: probable E3 ubiquitin-protein ligase RHC1A
Exons: 3
Coding region: 236-1171 (311 amino acids)
Biological process (GO): protein ubiquitination
Cellular component (GO): cytoplasm
Molecular function (GO): ubiquitin protein ligase activity
Source: RefSeq, a predicted model, not a curated record